This is a messenger RNA of Cottoperca gobio, 2415 nucleotides long. Its product is annotated as copine-8-like. Gene Ontology annotation, biological process: cellular response to calcium ion. Lineage: Eukaryota; Metazoa; Chordata; Actinopteri; Perciformes; Bovichtidae. Gene Ontology annotation, cellular component: plasma membrane. Gene Ontology annotation, molecular function: calcium-dependent phospholipid binding. The record is from RefSeq and is a predicted model, not a curated record.
UUCUCCCCAAUUGUUCCUCUUCUCCCUGCUCUUCCCAUGCCGCCGCUUAGGCGCUGGAUACGGGGCGGUUUGUGAUCGACCAGCGGCUCGAUGAAUAUGGCGUGUAUUGGGGACGCAGACCCUUUCACCGCUGCGAUACCUGCCACUAAAGUUGAACUCACGGUCUCUUGUAGAAACCUGCUGGACAGAGACACGUUCUCCAAGUCUGAUCCAAUUUGUGUGCUGUACACCCAAGGAAUAGCCAACAGGGAAUGGAGAGAGUUUGGCAGAACAGAAGUCAUAGACAACACCCUCAACCCUGACUUUGUCCGCAAAUUCAUCCUGGACUAUUUCUUUGAGGAGAGGCAGAAUCUACGCUUUGACCUGUAUGACUUGGACUGCAAGAGCGACAACCUCUCGAAACACGACUUCCUGGGCCAGGCGUUCUGUACGCUGGGCGAGAUAGUCGGCUCCCUGGGAAGCCGCUUAGAAAAGCCUUUGAUCGGGAUCCCGGGAAAGAAAUGUGGCACCAUCAUAGUGAGAGCAGAAGAGCUGAGCAACUGCAGGGAGUCGGUGAUGCUGCAGUUUUGUGGCAACAAGCUGGAUAAGAAGGACUUCUUCGGGAAAUCUGAUCCUUUUCUCGUCUUCUAUCGCAGUAACGAAGACGGAUCGUAUACCAUCUGCCACAAAACAGAAGUGGUGAAGAACAAUCUGGAUCCGGUGUGGCAGGCCUUCAAGAUUCCUGUCAGGGCGCUUUGUAAUGGAGACUACGACAGGAGCAUUAAGGUGGAGGUUUACGACUGGGACAGAGAUGGAGGCCACGACUUUAUCGGAGACUUCAGCACCAGCUACAGAGAAAUGUCCAGAAGUCAGUCACAGUUCCACAUCUACGAGGUGCUAAAUCCAAAGAAAAAAGGAAAGAAGAAGAAAAAGUACCAAAACUCAGGAACGGUCACACUCCUGUCCUGCCUCGUGGACACCGAGCUCUCCUUCCUGGAUUACAUCCGAGGCGGGACUCAGAUUAAUUUCACAGUGGCGAUUGAUUUCACGGCAUCAAAUGGCAACCCGUCCCAGCCCACCUCGCUCCAUUACAUGAGCCCAUACCAGCUAAACGACUACGCCAUGGCUCUGCGGGCCGUCGGAGAGAUCAUCCAGGACUACGACAGCGACAAGAUGUUUCCUGCACUGGGCUUCGGUGCCAAGCUUCCCCCGGACGGACGGGUCUCGCACGAGUUCGCACUGAAUGGUAAUCCACAGAACCCGUACUGCAGUGGUAUCGAGGGGGUGAUGGAGGCCUAUUACCAGAGUCUCAAAUCUGUGCGUCUUUACGGACCCACCCACUUCUCCCCUGUUAUUAACCACGUGGCCAGGUAUGCAUCAGCAGUGACGGACGGCUCGCAGUACUUCAUCCUGCUCAUCAUCUCUGACGGUGUCAUCACGGACAUGGCGCAGACUAAGGAGUCCAUAGUCAACGCUGCGUCUUUGCCCAUGUCAAUUAUAAUAGUUGGGGUUGGACCAGCGGAAUUUGACGAAAUGAUCGAGCUGGACGGGGACGAGGAGAGGAUUUCCUCCCAAGGACGAUAUGCCGAGAGGGACAUUGUUCAGUUCGUUCCUUUCAGAGACUACAUUGACCGACGGGGAAACCACAUCCUCAGCAUGGCUCGCCUGGCUAAGGAAGUGCUCGCCGAAAUCCCGGACCAGUUCCUGUCCUACAUGAGGACCCGAGGCAUCAAACCCGGCCCCUUUGCCACCUCCGUACACCCCCUGUCCUCCACCGGCUGUCCACCCCCUCCUCUGCAGACGGGUAAGCCGAAUCUAAAGACAGAGGCCUCGCUCCAACGCCGGCCCUCCUACUCUACUCUCCUCUCUCUGCUUCUUCUUCUUCCUACUCUUCACUGGAAGCUUUUGAGCACACAGCGAACCUCGCUCGCUCGCUCAUGUUGCACUUUCGGGAACGUUUGGCCAUGAGCCGAGGGCACGAUGCGGAUAACCCCAAACGGGAGGCUUCUACUUUUUAGAAGAAGAGACUUUUCCUGUAGUGGACAAAGGUGGGGGUUUUGAAGGGUCGUGGUGGGGGUCUGAUACCACCUACCUCCACCAGGACGCGUGAACGAGACAGAAACGGACCGUUUGAAGCUGUUGGACUGAAAGGGUCCAAAAUGGCGAGGCCCUUUUUUGUUCACAGUUCAUCUUUUUCUCAUUUCUAUUUCCACUUCUUCUAUCUUUCACGAAAUCAUGUCUCUCGAUGUAUAAAUGUUUACAAAUUUGGAGUGGAGGAUUUUCUCCGGGAGAAGAUUUAUACCGAUUAAUGUGAAACAUGUCAGAUUCAGAAACUGAAGGUUGGGACUUUGUACAGAAACGUUUUAGGCCCUGCUGCCACAUUCCUCCAUACAGAGUGUGUAUGUUUCCUUUUUUAAAUAAAUGGAGCAUGUGCUA